Messenger RNA from Macrosiphum euphorbiae (potato aphid), 1479 nucleotides. The record is from the annotation of a GenBank genome assembly. Lineage: Eukaryota; Metazoa; Arthropoda; Insecta; Hemiptera; Aphididae.
AUGUUUUGGAUCAUCGGAGCAAUACUAUUUGGUGUAUUGUAUGCUGGCUACCUGUGGCGUUCCAACAGAAACUUACCCCCAGGCCCUUGGGGUGUUCCAAUUUUCGGCUAUCUACCGUGGUUAAAUCCAACCGAACCUUACAAAACGUUAACGGCGCUGGCUUGUAAGUAUGGGUCAAUUUACAGCAUUCAGAUGGGCAAACAUUUUGCAGUCGUCAUGUCAGACCCGACACUGGUUAGAAUGGCAUUAGCCAGGAACGAACUGGCAGAUCGCACCAACUUCGAAGUUGUCAACGAAAUAAUGCAAGAACAUGGUUUGAUAUUUACACACGGGCCUCUUUGGAAAGAACAGCGAAAAUUUGUUUGCAAUUGGCUUAAGGUGAUAGGCGUGACCAAGUUCGGGGACAAGAAAAAUAACUUACAACUACUUAUUGCCGACGCCGUGUCUACUACGAUCUCGAAAUUACGUCAAUCAGAUAAUCGUCCGAUUGACACUGGAACGUUUUUUCUUGUACACAUAGGAGAUUUUAUAAAUCUCAUAGUGUUGGGUAAAGCGUGGCCAGAAGAUGACCCUAAUUGGAUUUAUUUACGAAAUUUGGCCGAAGACGGGUCCAAAAAAUUCGCCAUUGCUACUCCAUUGAGUGUUUUGCCAAUAUUGAAGAUAAUACCGAAGUACAGAAAUACUGUUUUUGAAGUAAUCGAGGGAGUUAAAAACACGCAUUUCAUAUAUAAAACUUUGAUGGAGAAACGAGGCAACGAAAUCCACGAAAGUGACGAUCUGAUGGCCAUGUUCAUGAAAGAAAUGACCAAGAGAACAAAUGACAAGGAUUCCCAUCACUUCACUGAAAAACAAUGUUGUUUUCUUCUGUCUGAUCUUUUCGGCGCUGGUGUCGAAACAACCGUAAAUACCUUAAGAUGGUUUCUUCUGUACAUGGCUUUAAACCAAGGAAUACAGAACGACUUACAUAAAUCGCUGGAUUCUGCGUGUACCGAUGGUGGAUUAAUAGGUUUAGAGCAAAUAAAAAGCAUUCCUCUGCUAAAAGCUUGCGUAUCUGAAACGAUGCGAUUGCGGCCGGUGGCUCCGUCUGGGAUACCGCGGUCGGUAAACACCGAAAUUACGAUUUCGGGAUACCGCAUACCAAAGGGGACCAUGGUCUUACCGCUGCAGUGGGCAAUGCACCACGACGAAAAAUAUUGGACGGACCCGGAGACGUUCCGACCGAAAAGAUUUUUGGACGACGAAGGGAAUAUGAUCAACCACAAGGCCUUCAUGCCAUUUCAAGCCGGUAAAAGAGCUUGUGUCGGAGACACGCUUUCCUAUUGGAUACUCUAUCUGUUCGGCGCAAAUAUAAUUCACAAUUUCAACGUUUCCCCAGAACGAGGUCUAUCCGAAAAAGAAAUCAACACCAUCAUGGACGGGGAGUUUGGCAUAACGCUAAGUCCGGCCGCGCACAACGUUGUUUUCAAAUCUCGAAUUUAA